Ixodes scapularis (black-legged tick) is the source of this 471-nucleotide messenger RNA. RefSeq lists its product as uncharacterized. Bases 1 to 471 code for a protein of 156 amino acids. The record is from RefSeq and is a predicted model, not a curated record. The transcript is spliced from 5 exons. NCBI's taxonomy places the organism in Eukaryota, Metazoa, Arthropoda, Arachnida, Ixodida, Ixodidae.
AUGUCUAUUAUAUAUUCUGUGUCGGCACGUAUAUACUUGUUUAAACCCCGAGAGGCAAUGUUCGUCUUCUUCGUCUUGGGAAUACUGUUGUUAUAUCACAGCGAUGCUAGUUUACCUCAGAAGAGGAAAGGAGAUUAUCCCGAUGCCAACGAGGUUAUCCAGAAGCUCCCUCAAACGUACAUGCUUCAAUCAGUUGAAAAUUAUUCAGAUUUAUCUUGUGGUUAUCAAGUUUUCUACAGUGGGACUUAUGGAAACAAAACUUACUCAAAUUAUGACCUAUUCUUUUUCUACAUGGACGGUAGUCUAUUUAACCAGCCACUUUAUAUAAGAAAUGUGACUGGGUACAUAAUUACUCUGAGCAUAGAACCAGGUCUAUUCGCUGAGUUUGUAGGCAAUUGGGUAGUGUUCUACUUUUAUGUUCACGGUAAAUUUGGGAGAACCCUUAAGACUUCGCAACAAUUUUGCAAUUAG